This is a messenger RNA of Perognathus longimembris pacificus (Pacific pocket mouse), 1122 nucleotides long. RefSeq names its product coiled-coil-helix-coiled-coil-helix domain containing 3 (gene Chchd3). Gene Ontology annotation, biological process: inner mitochondrial membrane organization. NCBI's taxonomy places the organism in Eukaryota, Metazoa, Chordata, Mammalia, Rodentia, Heteromyidae. Gene Ontology annotation, cellular component: mitochondrion; MICOS complex. The coding region runs from base 167 to 850 and encodes 227 amino acids. The record is from RefSeq and is a predicted model, not a curated record. The transcript is spliced from 8 exons.
GGCGGGAAGCCCAGGGCCCGCGCCGUCUCCUUGCUUCUCGGGGUCGUCGACUUGCCCCCGCAGGGCGGAGGAAGUGUCCCCGGCGGUUCCACGCGCGGGUGUGCGCGCGGGAUCCUAGCUGCUCCAGUGCGUCCUCGCCGAGACCGCGGGGACCGAAGUAGGAGCCAUGGGCGGGGCCGCCAGCACCCGCCGGGUCACCUUCGAGGCGGACGAGAACGAGAACAUCACGGUGGUGAAGGGCAUCCGGCUUUCGGAAAAUGUGAUUGAUCGAAUGAAAGACUCUUCUCCACCUGGCCCGAAGCCUCGGCGGUAUUCUGGUAUUUAUGGUACAUCAGUUUCCGAUGAAGAAUUGAAAAGAAGAGUAGCUGAGGAGCUGGCAUUGGGACAAGCCAAGAAGGAUUCUGAAAGUCAGCGGCGACUACAGCAAGCCAAGGAGCUGGAGCGAGAGAAGGCUGCAGCCAAUGAGCGGUUAACCAGAGCCAUUCUUCAAGAAAGGAUAUCAAGUGAGCAGGAGCGCUCGAAGGCAAAGCACCUGGCUAAGCAGCUGGAAGAAAAAGACCGAAUGAUAAAGAAGCAGGAUGCAUUCUACAAAGAGCAGCUGGCUAGACUGGAGGAAAGGAGCUCAGAGUUCUACAAAGUUACCACUGAGCAAUAUCAGAAAGCUGCUGAAGAAGUAGAAACGAAGUUCAAGCGGUAUGAGUAUCAUCCGGUCUGUGCUGAGCUGCAGGCGAAAAUCCUCCAGUGUUACCGCCGGAACACCCAGCAGACCCUCAGCUGCUCCGCUCUGGCCAGCCAGUACAUGCUGUGUGUCAACCAUGCCAAACAGGGCAUGCUAGAGAAAGGAGGAUAAAAUCAACUUUCAGAACAUGCAAACUUCCCUCAACGUUAAUUCCAGAGGCGGGACAUUUUUUUUUUCCUAAUGAGAGAAUAAUCCAAUUAAGAGAGAAGAGAAGCCCCAGAAAAAUGAAUUGGGCAGAAGCAUAUCAUGUUUUGAUCAGCAACACUUUGUGAAGCCAAGUCCUACAUCAGGGAUCAGUUAUCAGAGGAUAUACUGAGAAUGACGAACCCCGUUUGUGAUGAAUAAAAGAGGAGGGAAGCCCUCUUCGCCUUUUUUGUACUUUC